Pocillopora meandrina is the source of this 1236-nucleotide messenger RNA. The record is from the annotation of a GenBank genome assembly. NCBI's taxonomy places the organism in Eukaryota, Metazoa, Cnidaria, Anthozoa, Scleractinia, Pocilloporidae.
AUGGCGACAGAAGUUGAAUCACCGCCUGUGGAUAUUGAGAUCGAUCCGAUCGAAACGAAAACCGAAGAGGUCGAAAAACCCGAAGAGAAUCAUGUCGAGGAGAAGAAUGAGGAGCAGGCAAAUGAAAACAAGCCGGACGAGGAGAAUGCGGUCGUCGACGGCGAAAAACAAGAAGAUGCUAAUGGAGCCGUACCGCCAAAAGUUUUACUGUAUCAACAUCCACCGUGGAAUGCUAUUCCCUCGCCCCUCCCCGCCUGUAUUAAAGUUGAAACGUAUUGCCGUAUGCUGAAGAUCCCUUACGAAAACGUUUACAAACCUGGUACUGAUCAGAAGUUACCGUACAUCGAAUAUCAAGGCGAGACAAAGAAACAAGACCUCAUAGGCUUCCUUAAUUCCAAGUUCGGAGUGGACCCCGAUGCAAAUUUGAGUGAUAUGGACAAAGCUUGCUCGCGAGCUUUUCAAAGUAUGGUCGAGGAAAACACGUUCUGGAGUCUGAUGUAUUACCGAUGGGUGGAUAACUUCGCAGAAACCAAGAAAUACUUCAAAGGGCUUGAUGUUGUCAGAAAGAAUGUACGCCCGAAGCUCGAUCAAGGCAAGUGCGUGAAGUGCUUAGAAGCGCACGAAAUUGGCAAGCAUAACAAAGAAGAAAUUUAUGCUAUCGGCGAGAAGGAUCUUCGUGCGCUAUCAGCGUUCCUGGGCGACAAAGAGUUCUUCAUGGGUUCAGAGCCCACUACUAUCGAUUGCACGGUGUUUGGCCUGCUGUCAUGCUUGUUGCACACGGCCGAAAACUCGCCCCUGGCCAAAGUUGUGAAUGAAGAUUUGAAAAAUCUAGUCGAUUUCUGCCACCAGAUGAAGAAUAAUUAUUGGCUAGACUGGAAUGAUCUUUCCUCUGAGGAGCAAGUCGAAGAAACACGACCCAAAUCAAGGCUAAGUGUCAAAAAGAAAAAGAGGACCAAGUCCCAAGAGCCAGCAGCCGAGAGCAAAGAAGGCGAAGCCAGCGGAGAAAAAGAAACCGAAGAAAAGAAAGAAGGAGAGGGAGGAGAAAAGAAUGGAGAGGAGCCCGUGGUAAAUGGAGAUGCAACGGAAGAGGCAGCCAACGAAGAACCAAAGGAACAAGCGGAGGAAUCAAAAGAGGAGGAGGCCAAGGAAUCAGAAGAAAAGAAAGAGGAAGAAACUCCCGUGGUCAACGGCGAUGGAGGUGAGGAACCUAAACCCGAGGAAGCCGCUCAGGAAUAA